Molecule: messenger RNA, 426 nt
Organism: Nicotiana attenuata
Lineage: Eukaryota; Viridiplantae; Streptophyta; Magnoliopsida; Solanales; Solanaceae
Exons: 1
Coding region: 1-426 (141 amino acids)
Source: RefSeq, a predicted model, not a curated record
AUGGAGCUUGAGCACAAAGCACUUUGGGCAUUGCGGCAGUUGAACUUGGACAUGAAGACGACGGGCACCAACAGAGUCACCGAUUUACAUGAGCUAGAGGAAUUCAGGUUCCAGGCAUUCAAGAGUGCUAGAUUAUACAAAGAACAGAUGAAAAUGAUGCAUGACAAGCACAUCGUGGACCGAAACUUCAAAUCCGGAGAGCUAGUGUUGUUAUACAACUACAGAUUGAGAUUGUUUUCGGGUAAGUUGAAGUCCCGAUGGUCAGGACCCUUCAGAGUGGUGCAAAUGUUCCCAAGUGCAGCUGUUGAGAUUGAAUCAGAGGAUGAAACAAAUAAGUUCACAGUGAAUGGUCAGAGGUUGAAACACUACCUUGGAAUGGAAAAUGAGAAAGGGGGCAGAGAGAUGAUAAUGUUGGAAGAGCCCUAG